AUGGGGGGAAAGACCAAAUCCCCUGGGCAGACGUUGCUCACAGCUUUGCCAUUCUCUUCCGAGAUCAUGUCCUACAAAGUACCCGGCGACUUUAAAUUUCCUGAACAAGCCACCUUCGAUGGAUCCGGAGAUCCGCGCGAACAUUUGCUUAGUUAUCAAGCCAAAAUGCAGGUCUUGGGAGUUCGAGACCCAGUGAUGUGCCGCGCCUUCUUGCCCACGCUGAAAGGCUCGGCACAAAGGUGGUUAGUGGCACUGCCUCCCAAGUCAAUUCACAGUUUCGAGGAGCUAGCCGACCGCUUCAUGAGCCACUACGCGGCCAGCAUUAAGCCCCUGAAGGAUCUGACUCACCUAGGAGACAUUCACCAAGAAGAAGGCGAAUCUCUGAAGACCUAUCUAGCUCGCUGGCAGAAAGUAAUCCAAUCCAUUGAGGAAGUUGAGGACCAGACUACUUUCACCUUCUUCAUCGAGUCUUUGCGGUCCGGUCAGCUAUACCGAGAUCUGCAGGACAACCGCCCGGCCACCUACGCGGAAGCCAUACACAUGGCCAGCAAGAGGGCCAACACGGAACAGGCUAUGAUGCACAAACGACAACGCGAGGUCGGAGGAUCCGCCGGUGGGAAGAGGACGCGAGCCGAAACAAAGGAAAGGCGCUCGGAAGUGGCCCGACGACCCGAUGCCAGACGGCCAUACGACAGGCCCGUCGUACACCCCUCUCGGCCGGUUCCCGAACGGCCAGUGCACAAAAUACAAGCAGUCGCUCCACCUCCGCCUCCGCCGAUUGACGACCACGCGGUAAGCGAUGAGGCAGCACGGAAGAGUGGUUCUAUUUGA
Molecule: messenger RNA, 831 nt
Organism: Ipomoea nil (Japanese morning glory)
Lineage: Eukaryota; Viridiplantae; Streptophyta; Magnoliopsida; Solanales; Convolvulaceae
Exons: 2
Coding region: 1-831 (276 amino acids)
Source: RefSeq, a predicted model, not a curated record